This is a messenger RNA of Soboliphyme baturini, 855 nucleotides long. Lineage: Eukaryota; Metazoa; Nematoda; Enoplea; Dioctophymatida; Soboliphymatidae. The record is from the annotation of a GenBank genome assembly.
AUGUUCCCCAUUGCGAUCAAACAAAGAACGGCUGCCAUUAGUGAAUUAGUUAAGCCGGAAUCGAUCAAUGUCUCGUUUGCAGACUUUGACGGCGUUUUAUUUCAUAUUUCCAAUCCAGACAAUGACAAGAACCUUAUAGACCUCAAGUUUUACAAAGAGCUGCAGGAACAUGGUGCCGAUGAGUUGCUACGACGCGAGUAUGGUGACCUGCUCAGAGACAUUCCUGAAGAAGGCUACAGCACAUCGUUGGUCUAUGAUCUGUCCAAAAUUCCGUCGGACUACACCGAAUUGGUGCACAAAGCGGGUCUUCUGAAGCGUAACUGCUUUGCGAGCGUUUUCGAAAAAUACUUCGAUUUUCAAGAGAAAGGUGAGCUCGGUCAUAAGCGAGCUGUCAUUCAUUACCGGGAUGAUGAGACGAUGUACGUCGAAGCCAGGUCUGACAGAGUGACCGUCAUAUUCAGCAUCACAUUCAAAGACGCGGACGACGUCGUCAUCGGGAAGCUGUUCAUGCAGGAAUUCAAUCAGGGUCGCAAAGGCAGUCAGACCGCUCCCCAAGUCUUGUUCACUUACGGAGAAGCACCACUGGAACUGAAGAACACCGACGCGAAGGUCGGCGACAAUAUCGGAUACAUAACGUUCGUGUUUUUUCCGAGGCACACGAACAAAGCCGCCCGAAACAAUACCAUCAACUUGGUUCACAUCUUCCGUGACUAUCUGCAUUACCACAUCAAGUGUUCGAAGGCGUACCUUCGAUCGCUAAUACGGGCGAAGACUAACGAAUUUCUCAAGGUCCUUAAUCGGGCGAGACCGGAAGUCAAAGUCGAACGAAAGACUUUCUCGUAUACAUUCCAUUAG